GUUCACUUUCUCAUUGUUUAGUUUUUAUCGCCAUGAAACGGACUCGGUCGAAGACCCGAUCUCCAAAAAGAAAAGGUGGAGUGCGACAGCGCCAGGCCGCCAGAGGAGCCGAGGCCUGGGUGCCUGGCACAUCUGCCCUAGUCACCUUACUGGUUGAGCUAUUUGCUUGGGGGCAAAUUUCGCCUCAGUUAGCUCAAAAGAUUGCAGCAGCAGCCUAUGAGGACGCUGUUAACUUCAAAGCUGAACAAACCAGCUUGGAAUUGUUGCAAAAUGUGUCUACGAUUGGAUCGUCGGGUUUCUACGCAAACAAGUGCUAUAUGGACUUUAUGAAGGUGAUCCCAUACAAGAUCAACAUCCCUUCAGUCAUGACCUGCCGACUGCCCUUCAAAUCGCCUCUGCUCUCAUUAUCUCAGUGCGUGCUAUGGCCACACGAACUGUUUGCAGCCAUAUACAAUUUCUAUCCCCAGACCUGGCGAAAAACAAUUCUUCCCAGCGCAGAACGUUUGGAGCGAUUCUGGAAAACCAACCGUGACCAUCCAUCGUUUGCAGACUCAGAAGUCCGCCACAUUCCUUCAUUUCAGAAGUGGGUGGUGCCAUUGUCUUUCCACGGGGACGAGGUCCCCAUCACUGGGGUAGGUAAGAGCUGGGAACAAAUGGUGGUAUUUUCGCGGCAAAGCAUGGUUGGCGUCGGAGCUACGAAUGAACAUUCCUAUUUGAUCUAUGCAAUGUUUGAAAAACUGCGUGCUGUGCAUGCCGACCAACAACAGGACACUCUGGGAAGAUUUUUCACCAUGCUGGUUUGGAGUCUACGGUGGCUAUUGCGAGGACAAUGGCCAGACCGUGAUGUUGAUGGGAAGCUGUACGCCAAACACAGUUUUCAAGGCAAACGAGCCUUGAGCUACCUUGCCGGAGGUUUCCGUGCAGUGCUUUGGUCAGUGCUGGGCGAUCUCGAUUACCUUUGUAAGAUCAUGCGCCUACCCCGAAGUACUCUCGAAAAAGGGCCUUGCCCCCUUUGCAAAUGCACUGGCAAAGGGCUAACAACAUGGCUGGACUUUCGGGACACAGCACCUUGGCGAGGGUUGCAGUGGGAUGCCUGUGACUGGCAUGCUUGGGAGGAUCGGAGUGCUUGUCCUCUCUUCCGGCUUCUCCCACGCUUCAGCCCGUGGGCAAUCGCAUUGGAUUGGAUGCAUUGCAAGUACCUGGGCCAUGAUGUGCUAGUGUACGGCAGCGUCCUUUCAUUGCUCACCCGGUAUGUAUGUACUCUUGGGGUCACCAGAGAACAACAUCAAGCAGAUUUGGCGCGACGUUUGCUCUUUUUACAAAAAAACAAGACGCCGUGCCAGUUUCGAUAUUUGAACAGGUGUUCGAUGUUCGAGCGAAAAUCUGGCUAUCCGAAGUUGCGCGGCAAGGCCGCAGAAAUCAAAUACUUUUGUCGCCCAAUCCAUUAUGUACGGCAGAAAUAUUCAAAUCCUCGCCUGGGCGUUCAUCGUCAGAUAGGCCUUUAUCUUCAGAUGAAUUGCCAAAUCGAAGAGAUCCUCAUUUUGAACCGACAAGAGCUAGCACUUCCAGAGGAGGACGCUAAGAAGUUUCAGCACUUGUGUGCUGCCAGCCUCCUGCUUCUCUCGGACAUUGCUGAGCAUUUCAUCACAGACCAGCUCUUCGGAAUUACCCAGAAAGCUCAUUUCACCCAGCACAUCUCUUUGUUGGCCAAGUUCCUAUCACCACGUUUGACGUGGUGUUUCGAAGGAGAAGACGUGCAAAGAAAGAUAUCGACUCUGGCCAAAACUUGCGUCGGUGGCGAAAGGCCAGGCCAAACUAUCGGGAAAAUGAUGUCCCGUUACCGGCUAGGUCUGCGCCUGCAGUUUGAAAAGCAUGGUCGAGAAAAAGGCGUGAGUAUGCAAGUCAAAGCACCAGAGUAUGCAAGUCGAUCGCAGCCAUCUUCUAUGAAGAGCUUCUGUACCUGCUGA
This is a messenger RNA of Durusdinium trenchii, 1967 nucleotides long. Lineage: Eukaryota; Dinophyceae; Suessiales; Symbiodiniaceae. The record is from the annotation of a GenBank genome assembly.